CAAGAUUUGCCCUAAUUCUUCAAGUAGUGUUUGUUGUUCUGUUUAUCUAAUUGAUAGAAAGAGGAGAGAUGACAGAAGCGUACGGAGAAGCAUGGUAUUGGGAUAAGCGAUACGCGAAGGAGUCAACGGCUUCUUCUUCAUUCGAUUGGUAUCAAAAGUAUGAAUCCUUGGCUCCCCUUCUUCAUCUCUACGUACCCCCCACCACCCGAAUCCGAAUCCUUGUCGUUGGCGCUGGAAAUUCUGCAUUUAGUGAAGGAAUGAGCAAGGAUGGUUAUGGCGACAUCGUCAACAUUGAUAUAUCAUCCGUUGUUAUUGAACGAAUGCGAAAGAAAUACUCUGAUUCCCCCCAUCUCAAAUAUAUUGAAAUGGAUGUUAGAGACAUGAAAGCUUUUGAAGCCGGUUCUUUUGAUGCAGUCAUCGAUAAAGGAACCUUGGACUCUCUUUUGUGUGGUCACAAUUCAAAACUAAAUGCUGGCAAGAUGCUUGAGGAGGUUGAAAGGGUGCUGAAGAAGGAAGGAGUGUAUAUACUGAUAACAUAUGGCAUUCCAGCUUAUCGGUUAUGUUUGUUAAGAUCACACUCUUGGGCCAUUAAACUUCACGUGAUAGAUAAAGUUCACCCGGGUGAAAGUUCAAAAGCCGAGAGUUGGGAGCUGACCCGUCCUGUUCCGCUCAAUAGUGACGGAAGCUUGAAGGACGGGAUUCAUCUAGAGAACAUGGAUGUUCAUUACAUCUAUGUUUGUACUAAGUUAAGUUGUUAACUUCUACCUCAUAUUUUUCUUAAUAAACUUUUAUAUCGAUUUAUUUUUAUCGACCUUUGUAGUAAAGCGAUUAAGGAGCUUGUUAGUAACUAAAUUAGAUUGUUACCCAUAAUAAACUUAAUAUUGUGGACACAAA
Helianthus annuus (common sunflower) is the source of this 894-nucleotide messenger RNA. RefSeq names its product EEF1A lysine methyltransferase 4. The coding region runs from base 69 to 758 and encodes 229 amino acids. The record is from RefSeq and is a predicted model, not a curated record. The transcript is spliced from 8 exons. Gene Ontology annotation, molecular function: S-adenosylmethionine-dependent methyltransferase activity. Lineage: Eukaryota; Viridiplantae; Streptophyta; Magnoliopsida; Asterales; Asteraceae.